Molecule: messenger RNA, 2511 nt
Organism: Rotaria sp. Silwood2
Lineage: Eukaryota; Metazoa; Rotifera; Eurotatoria; Philodinida; Philodinidae
Source: the annotation of a GenBank genome assembly
AUGUCCUAUGUAUCGUCAAUUGAAUUACGAAAAGUUCGACCGGAAGUUGUCAAUGAAAAAAGUGUGAUUGAAUCAGUUGUUGGUCUUCUUCAAGAUGUCGUAGACAAAGUUCCUCAAGCAUAUGCUAUAUCUUCACGUCCUACAACAAAUAAUGAUCAAUUAGAACCAAUUGAAUGGGUUCGUUUUCUUUCUAAUGCACACAAUUGGCAUUCAUCAAUACGUACUGAUACAUUGGUUCUAUUAAUUGCUUAUAAAAGUACUUUAACAUUAUGGUCAAUUGAAACAAAUGGUAUAGCAAAUGAAUUAUUUUCUAUUCGUGAACAUAAUAUUUGUUCAGCAUGUUUAUUAACAAUAAAUUCAUCAUAUGAUGAUACAUAUUCAUCUCAUCGACCACUAAUUGCAUUUGCUAAAUCAGCUGGACCACCAUCAAUACAAAUACGUUCAUUAAAAAAUGAUCAACAAAUAAUCAAAUUAUUAAAUUUACCUGGUAUUGGUAUUCAAACUGAACCAAUAUUAAUUGAAUCAAAUAAUUCUGUACUUAUUUGUGCUACACAUACAUUUAUUAUUGGUUAUGAUAUAAUAAAAUUUAAUGAAAAAUUUUUUCUAACUAAUUUAUAUUCAUCAUUACCAUUAGCAUUAUCAACACGAUGGUUAGCAUUUGUUGAUUAUCGUCUUUAUUUAAUUCAUCAAUCAUCAGGUGGUAUUAAUAGUAAUAUAUCAGAACAAAAUGUAUCAUAUACAGGUGUUAUGUUAAAUGCAGCUAAAUCAUUAUCAAAAAGUGUUGUUAAAAUAGGCGAAAGUGUAUUAGGUUAUAGUGGACAACAAAUAAAUAAUUUGAAUUUAAAUGAAAAAAUAUCACCACCUAAACAACCAUUAUCAUCAACAAUGCAUAAUACAACGAAUAAUAAUGGUAAUACAAAUUCAACACGUCAUAGACAUGGAUCUGGAAAAGAUGAAUUGCAAGCAGGUGUAGUAACAAUCGUAGAUACAAUUAAAUUAUUCGGAUCAACAGUUCAUGAUGAAAGACAAAAUUGGAUUAUAGCUCAUUUUCAAGCUCAUACUGAACCAAUUGGAUAUUUACAAUUUAAUCCAAGUGGACAUUUACUUGUUACAUGUGAUACUAGUGGACAUUAUUUUAAUGUAUUAGAAAUUCAAGUAUCACCUUAUCGUUGUACAAGAACAUAUAUUAAACAUUUAUAUACUUUAUUUCGUGGAGAUACUGAUUGCCGAGUAUCCCAUAUGACAUUUACAACUGAUAGUCGAUGGCUUGCUGUAUCAACAAAACGAGGAACAACACAUUUAUUUGCCAUUAAUCCAUACGGAGGUGUUGCUAAUGUUCGUACUCAUACAAAAAAUUAUGUUGUAAAUAAAGUAGAUCGUUAUCAUCGUACAGCUGGUCUCGAAGAACAAUCAAUACGUCAAUCAAAUACUAAUACAAAUGAUAAUAGUUUAAAAGAUAUUUCAUCAAAUACUUUAAUUAAUUCUUCAUCAAAUGUAAAUAAUCAUACUAAUAAUUCUUUAUCAUCAACACGCACUAAACGAACAAAUGCUGAAUGUAUAUUUUCAACAGCUGUUACAAUAAUUCGUCAGCCAACUGAUAAUUUUGUUAGUGGUCUUACUGCACCAUUCAAUAUUGAUUCAUUAUGUAUGGCUGCAAUAUUUGGUAUCUCACGUGGUUUUCUCAAUCCAGAAGAUAUGAUUAAUCAUCAAGAGCAUACAUCACGUGCUUGUAGUUCAUUAUAUAUUAUUAGUUGGCAUGGUAGACUUAUUGAAUAUGUGCUUGAAUCUGUACCCGAUACAAGUAAGCAUGGUGCACGUGUUACACCGGAAACUCCACUUGCUCUUAAAACUUCUCCAAAAGCUCAAUGGCCACUUCAAAAAUUAACAACAUGGCCUGAAGUUCGUAUGUCAGUUGCCAAUGCAUUUUUAUCUCAAGGACAUCGACCAACAUCAGCAAAUAAAGUCCAUUCAAAUGAUGAUUGGCUUCGACAAGUUGAAAUAAAUACAUGUAUUGGUCCCCAUCGUCGCUUAUGGAUGGGUCCACAAUUUCAAUUUAAACAUUAUUCGGAAGCAACAGUUAGUAUUUGUCAUCCAAAUUCAAAUGUAAUCACAGCUGAUUCACCUCAAACAUCAAUGAAUAUUGUUGAUGCUGAUUUAAAAAGUUUACCAAUACAAUGGUCAAAAUCACCACCCGUUCAACUACUAAAUCUACAUAAAGAUGUUGCACCUGCUUAUAUUGAAGUUGGUUCUGGUAGUUUUCAAGAUGCACCAUCAUUAAGUAUAUAUGGAAAUUCAUUUGAUAGUUUACAAUCGGAUAUUGAAAUUGACCUUGUUGAAAAAUUAGCUGAUGCUGCUGUUGAUAUAUCAUUAAAAAAUAGUGGUAUUGGUGAUACAACUGAUUCAUUGACAUCAUCGAGUUGUAGUAGUAAUAUUGCUACACGUCCAUCACAAACAAAUUAUUCACUUGAAAAUAUGAUCCCAUUUUCUGAUACAGGCGAUCCAACAGAUUAA